This is a messenger RNA of Baudoinia panamericana UAMH 10762, 2364 nucleotides long. RefSeq lists its product as uncharacterized. Gene Ontology annotation, molecular function: RNA binding; 3'-5'-RNA exonuclease activity. Lineage: Eukaryota; Fungi; Ascomycota; Dothideomycetes; Mycosphaerellales; Teratosphaeriaceae. The transcript is spliced from 6 exons. The record is from RefSeq and is a predicted model, not a curated record. Bases 1 to 2364 code for a protein of 787 amino acids.
AUGGCGACACCAACUCAAGGACAGCCGUUCCAAGGCAACACCUACGCCGCACAGGCUUCGCAAGCGGGAUCUGUUCCGUCUCAGGGCGGCUACAACGCUGAGCGAGGCGGCCAAGCUGCACAAGGCCAGUAUAUCAAUACCAGCACCCAACCGUUCGACAAGUACUGCGUCAUCCAUAUUGCCACGACCUGCGACGAGCAUGGUGUCUACGUUACCAAGGACAGUGCGGAGGUCAUUGAGAUCGGCUGGGUUGUGGUGAAUGCCAGGGACCCAAGUCUUCCGGAACUCCACCACCAGUCCGUCCUCGUCAAGCCAAUCAACACCCCCAUCACACCGCUUUGUACCUCGCUCACUACUCUUACAUGGGAGCAUGUCCGCAACGCUGGAACGUUCCGGGACGCUAUCAUGGCAUUCGAUACUUACGCCAAGGAGCAUCUCUCACCGAAGGACGGCAAUACCAACGACCCGCCACCGUUCGCUUUCGUGACUCUCACUCCAUGGGACUUGCGCGUGCAGCUCCCACGUGAGGCUCGCGAUAAGAACGUCGUGUUACCGGCGUACCUCCAGCAUCCUGUGCUCUUUGGCUUGCGAGGGGAGUAUCAAACCUUCCAGUCUCACCAUCCGGAGACCCUUGCCUUCAGCUCCAGCAGCUUGUCCUCCAUCUGCGCUGGUCUCGAGGUGGAAGAAGUACGCUCCUCGGGCAAGGUCACGGGUGGUCUACCCUUCCACCUCCAGGCUCUCGCGCCAUCUUCGCCGCGCAGAGCGCUUGAAGAAGCACUCACUCUGACCCGAUGCUUGCGGUCACUUCUCCAGAAGUCCGCACCCUCUCCGACCAACCCUACAGGCACACCACUCGUCCUUACCCGCCCUCUCGACGCUCGAAGUGACGUUCGCGCCUUCCUCGGUGAACGUUCUAAGGUUGUCCAUCUGAGCGGCCUGCCUCAUGACACUACGCAAAGUGAGCUUGAAAGCUGGUUUACGCAGUAUGGCGGACGUCCAAUCGCCUUCUGGACUCUGCGCACUCCUGAGGGAGGCAAGCCAAGCGGAAGCGGAUUCGUCGUUUUUGGAAGCCACGAAGAGCGCGAGAGGCCUUGGUUUCCACGUGAACCUAACUCCACUGGAUGUGGACACAAUAGCGUCGACGAAUCUAAGGCGUUACGCCGCAAAUCACAAAUAAAGAGAGCUUACCAGUUGCUGUUCCGGUUACGGCUACCUGGACCUGGAUCCGGGGUUUCUACCAACCGUCACAGACCCUCAUAUCACGCGAAAGCUGCCAAGAUGUACUACCCGUACCACCGAGCUAACAUUCGUCGUUACCCACAGGCCGCCGAGUCACUCAGCAUGAACGGUCGCGCUUUGAACGACCGCGCAAUCGAAGUGUCGCCCUCAAGCUCACGCGUCCUGGACCGUGCGGCAGCCUCUCAGCCACCAGGCGGCCCACCGCUGCUCACCCCAUUCCCGCCAUCCAAGAACCGUCCUCGCCCAGGUGACUGGACGUGCCCAAGCUGUGGCUUCUCAAACUUCCAACGUCGCACUGCCUGCUUCCGCUGCAGCUUCCCGGCGAUGGGCGUCGCCAACGAUCCGUACGCCAAUCCAUACGGUAUGCCGGCCGGAAACUACGGCGGUAAUAACUACGGUCACCCUGGCAUGAUGGGCGGUGGUCACAUGCACGGCAGCGGGUAUGGUGGCAUGGGUGGUAUGGGCGGAUCAGGAGGUCGUGGUGGCAUUGUCCCCUUCCGUGCCGGCGAUUGGAAGUGCGGCAACGAGGGCUGCGGGUACCACAACUUCGCCAAGAACGUGUCGUGCCUGCGUUGCGGUGCUUCCCGCAAUCAGGCUGCUGUGGUUGCGGAGGGCAACAUGACUAACUUCCCAGGAGGUGGCGCUUACGGUGGUCCGCCGGCUCCUCAAGCUAUGGCAAUGGGUUCCAUGGGUGGUGCCGGGUACGGUGCGAUGGCUCCGGCUGGCGCGGGGUAUAGUGGAGAGGGUGGCAAUAUGGCCGGUGGAUACGGCGCUUCCACGUUCGGACCGUCUUCGACUUACGCGCUUCCAAGCGGCAUCGGCGCGCCGUCUCCUUACAUGGCUGGACCAUACGGUGCUAUGGGCGCCAAUGGUGGGAUGCAGACUCCCAGCGGCUUCGACUCUCGGGCGGAGCAGGCGUUCAACCAGGGUAAUGCUUCGUCAGCUGGCGGUGGUCAGGGCGGCUAUCCCGCAAACGGUGCCUACGGUGGUCAGUAUGGCGGAGAUGCCUCGGGCAUGGACUUGUCAUUCCUCAACAGCGGCAUGAACAAUCUGGGCCUUGGUGACCGCGACGGGCGUGAUGGUCGAAAUGGCGCUCAGCCCAACAACAGCAAGUCGCCUCAGUAA